UGUUUCCUAUCUUCUUUUGAUUUUUAAGCCAAAACCCCAUAUGGGUUUGAGGUGUCAGGGCUCUAUGUGUUUUGUUGCAAUACUAGUACUGAAUUUUCUUUUUCUCCUCCAACGAGUGCAUGGGGAGCAUUCUAAUAAUGUAAGCCGGUGGGGACAAGGGAAACAAUCGUGGGGCUGUGAUCUUUUCGACGGGAGAUGGGUCUAUGAUGAAGCCUAUCCCCUUUACAAUCCCUCAAGUUGUCCUUCCAUUGAAUCCAUAUUCGACUGCCAGAAGAAUGGAAGGCCUGAUAAACUAUACCUUAAAUACAGAUGGAAGCCUAAUGGUUGCGACUUACCAAGGUUCAAUGGUCAUGACUUCUUAUGGAGACUUAGAGGCAAAAGAAUCAUGUUUGUUGGAGAUUCUCUAAGCCUCAACCAAUGGCAAUCACUCACUUGCAUGCUUCACACUUCUCUUCCAAAGUCAAAGUACACCUUAGUGAGAGAUGGGGGUCUCUCAACCUUUAAAUUCUUGGAUUAUGGGGUUUCAGUUAUGUUCUCUCGGAAUGCAUUCCUGGUGGAUCUUGUGCAAGAAAAAAUUGGACGAGUUCUCAAACUCAACUCUAUCAAUGGUGGCAAUGCAUGGAAAGGCGUUGAUGUGCUCAUCUUUAAUACUUGGCAUUGGUGGAAUCACAAAGGACCCACUCGAGAGUGGGACUACUUUCAAGUGGGGAAUAGAUUAUUGAGAGACAUGGAUCGUUUGGCUGCUUUCAAGAUGGGGUUGGCAACAUGGGCCAAAUGGGUGGAGGCCAAUGUAGAUCCUUUGAAGACCAAAGUCCUUUUCCAAGGAAUUUCUCCAGCUCAUUACAAUGGUAGUGAAUGGAAUGCACCAAGGAUGACAACCUGUUUCAGGCAAAUCCGACCGGUGGAAAGUUCGGAUCAGUUGCAGGGUUCUUCUGAAGGAGAAGCUCUGGUGCAGAAGAUGCUGAGUAGUAUGUCGACGCCUGUCUAUUUGCUGGACGUGACAAUGCUCUCAAGGUUGAGGAAAGAUGGCCACCCAUCCAUUUACACAAGCUAUAGCCACACCGGAAUGGACUGCAGUCAUUGGUGUCUUUCUGGAGUUCCUGAUGCCUGGAACGAGCUCUUAUAUGCAGUUCUACGUACUCCAGAAAUGAAUUAGAGUUUCUGGGUUUAAUUUAUUUUUUGUUUUACUUGAUUAAUUCUACCGUAUAUAUAUAGCAGACUCUCCUCUACACAACCUGCUUUAACUUCUUUCUAGGAUCUUCAACCAGAAAUGAACGGGCAGAGUGAUGAUCUAGUUAAAACAACGGGUAAAACCAGAUUAAUUAAACAGCCAGUCAAACCAUUUUUAUGAGAUUAAUAUUUUUAGGUUCAGGGUCUCUUGGCAAAGAGUAAUGAUCAAUAAAUAUUCAUUGAUGUGAUUUGAAUA
Molecule: messenger RNA, 1426 nt
Organism: Nelumbo nucifera (sacred lotus)
Lineage: Eukaryota; Viridiplantae; Streptophyta; Magnoliopsida; Proteales; Nelumbonaceae
Product: protein trichome birefringence-like 41
Cellular component (GO): Golgi apparatus
Molecular function (GO): O-acetyltransferase activity
Source: RefSeq, a predicted model, not a curated record